Messenger RNA from Loxodonta africana (African savanna elephant), 8680 nucleotides. RefSeq names its product nucleolar protein 10-like. The record is from RefSeq and is a predicted model, not a curated record. Gene Ontology annotation, molecular function: protein binding. Gene Ontology annotation, biological process: maturation of SSU-rRNA from tricistronic rRNA transcript (SSU-rRNA, 5.8S rRNA, LSU-rRNA). Gene Ontology annotation, cellular component: small-subunit processome; 90S preribosome; nucleus. Lineage: Eukaryota; Metazoa; Chordata; Mammalia; Proboscidea; Elephantidae. The coding region runs from base 126 to 2360 and encodes 744 amino acids. The transcript is spliced from 23 exons.
CAUCAGACAACGCCAGCUGCCGCACGCUGCGGGGCCGUACCGUGGAGGCUCUGUGGUUUUCUCUGAGUCCACCUAGGGAAGAGCGGCCCGAACACGGCCAGGGGUGGCCGCAUCUCGGCGCCGCAAUGCAGGUCUCUAGCCUGAACGAAGUGAAGAUUUACAGUCUCAGCUGCGGCAAGUCCCUUCCUGAGUGGCUUUCUGACAGGAAGAAGAGAGCACUGCAGAAGAAAGAUGUUGAUGUUCGUAGGAGAAUUGAACUUAUUCAGGAUUUUGAGAUGCCUACUGUUUGUACCACUAUUAAGGUGUCAAAAGAUGGGCAGUAUAUUUUAGCAACUGGAACAUAUAAACCUCGGGUUCGAUGUUACGACACCUACCAGUUAUCCUUGAAGUUUGAAAGGUGUUUAGAUUCAGAAGUUGUCACCUUUGAAAUUUUAUCUGAUGACUAUUCCAAGAUUGUCUUCUUACAUAAUGAUAGAUACAUUGAAUUUCACUCACAACAAGGUUUUUACUACAAAACCAGAAUACCAAAGUUCGGGAGAGAUUUCUCUUACCACUAUCCAUCCUGUGACUUGUACUUCGUUGGUGCAAGCUCGGAAGUUUAUAGACUAAAUCUAGAGCAAGGACGGUACCUGAAUCCUCUACAAACUGAUGCUGCGGAGAAUAAUGUUUGCGACAUAAAUUCUGUACAUGGCUUGUUUGCCACUGGUACGGUGGAGGGUCGAGUGGAGUGCUGGGACCCAAGAGCUCGAAAUAGAGUUGGCCUCCUAGACUGUGCAUUGAGUAGCGUCACAGCAGAUUCAGAGAUAAACAGAUUACCAACAAUCUCAGCUUUGAAAUUCAAUGGCGCCUUGACCAUGGCAGUUGGAACAUCCACAGGGCAGGUAUCAAGGAAGAGGUUACACACUUGGUCGGAAGAGACGCCCUCCACAAUAGGCAAAGCCUCAACCACACCAUUCUUCUUGAAUAUACCAAAACUGUCUUCAUUCAACUCGACAGCAACGGGUAUCUUCAUUAUGCCUUUCACUUCUGUUUGUGUUACUAGGACAGUGCUGGUUUUAUUAUAUGAUCUUCGAUCUGAUAAGCCAUUGCUAGUUAAGGAUCACCAGUAUGGUCUGCCCAUUAAGUCAGUUCAUUUCCAGGAGUCAUUAGAUUUAAUUUUAUCUGCAGAUUCUCGAAUUAUCAAAAUGUGGAAUAAGAACUCAGGGAAAAUAUUUACUUCCUUGGAGCCAGAACAUGACAUUAGUGAUGUCUGCCUCUAUCCCAACUCAGGAAUGCUUUUUACUGCCAAUGAAACCCCCAAGAUGGGCAUUUAUUACAUUCCGGUUUUGGGUCCUGCUCCCAGGUGGUGUUCCUUCUUAGACAACUUGACAGAAGAAUUAGAAGAGAAUCCAGAAAGCACAGUUUAUGAUGAUUAUAAAUUUGUCACCAAGAAAGACCUUGAAAAUUUAGGGCUCACACAUCUCAUCGGAUCACCUUUUCUCCGGGCAUAUAUGCAUGGAUUUUUCAUGGAUAUAAGGCUCUAUCACAAGGUGAAAAUGAUGGUGAAUCCAUUUGCUUAUGAAGAAUAUAGGAAAGAUAAAAUUGGACAGAAGAUAGAAGAAACACGGGCACAGAGAGUUCAAUUAAAGAAAUUGCCAAAAGUUAACAAAGAGCUGGCACUAAAGUUAAUUGAGGAAGAGGAGGAGAAGCAGAAAUCUACAUGGAAAAAGAAAGUUAAGAACCUUCCUAAUAUUCUCACUGAUGAUCGAUUUAAAGUUAUGUUCGAGAACCCUGAUUUCCAAGUAGACGAAGAGAGUGAAGAAUUCAGGCUUUUGAAUCCACUUGUUUCAAAAAUUAGUGAAAAAAGGAAGAAGAAACUAAGGCUUUUAAAGCAGCAAGAACUUCAUGAACAAGAAGAGGAAGAACCGGAGGGAAAACCGAGUGAUGCAGAAAGUUCUGAGAGUUCAGAUGAUGAAAAGGACUGGGUUGAAGAGGUCAGGAAACAGCACAGACUUCUCCAUCAGGAGGAAAAAAUGAAGCGGCAGGAACGCGUCAAAGAGGACCAGCAGACAGUACUAAAGCCCCAGUUUUAUGAGAUCAAAGCAGGAGAAGAAUUCCGAAGCUUCAAAGACUCUGCUACAAAACAGAAGCUGAUGAACAAAACCCUUGAAGACCGUUUGAAAAUUGAAGCAAAAAAUGGGACAUUGAAUAUAUCAGACACCACUGUUGGCAGCAAACAAUUGACGUUCACAUUAAAGAGGUCUGAACAGCAGAAGAAGCAACAGGAAGCUGAGAAACUGCAUCGACAAGAGAGGAAAAAGCUUCGCCGUUCAGCCAGUCACCUGAAGUCAAGACACAAACGAGGAUGGCCAUUUCAUUGAAUUUGAAAAUGUCCCCACAGAACGCCGGUGAUCGCUAAGUGUGAUUUGGAAGGAGCACGUCACUGCCGUAUUGAUUAUCACUAGGUUAUAUUAAACACAGACAAAGGGACAUACCUUUUUUAAGUUCCAUGUAUCUUCUUGAUACAUUCACAGAGGUAAAGACUUUAUAACUUGUCUCUAUGCCUUGUGGAUUGAUCUUCGAAGACUGGGCUCACACCAAAUGGUUACUGCGUAGUUCUUGCUCCCUUGUAUACACUGCCUCUUUUUCCCUCGUUUUAAUCGAGGAAACCAGGUUAUUACUGUUUUUUAAUAUUGGGAAAUGUGUACAGUGAAUUGAAAGGUUUAUCCUGUACUGAAAAGGAAGAUUUAUCGUGUGCUAAGAACUUUUCUUGCUGCAGUGCCUACCGCCAGUCAUGGUUAAGCCACAGAGAGACACCGUGGCUGUUGACUGUGUAUAUCGGCCAUGUUUGUGUUAAUGUUUUAAGAAUGUGGUGAUUGAUUGUGUUAGUUUCAGAUUUUUUUUUUUUUAAUUUUUAUACCAAGAAUAUUAUUUAAUGGUAACAACAGCCUAAAAAAGGAGCCCUGGUGGUACAGCAGUUAAGUGCACGGCUGCUAACCAAAAGGUUGGUGGUUCGAACCCACCCAGAAGCUCUGAGAGAGACCUGGCAACCUGCUCCCGUAAAGAUUAUGGCCUAGAAAACCCUCUGGGGCAGUUUUGCCGUGUUAUGUGGGGUACUGUGAGUUGAAAAUCAACUUGACAGCACACAACAACAAUAGCCUAAAAAAGAGAUGGAAAUUACUGGUUAUUCUUUGAGCAUGGCACAGAUAAACUAUAGGUUUUUGCUAUUUCUUAAGUGCAAAUAGAGAUAAACUGGCCAGAAAUAAAUAAAUACUUUUCAUUUGAAUAGCCUCUUUGAGAAAGACCCAUUCUUUGAGUUAAUUUGGAAAUUUGGUUUUCUUAGUUGCUCAGAUAUUAAUGUGCUUUUGAGGGUGAAUUUAUAGACUUUUUUAAAGUUUCUUUACAUACAGCUCUCUGAACUGUAAAUGAUAGAAUCUUUGAAACUGUAAAUGAUGAACCUGCAAAAAGGUAGAGUGCAUUAUUACUAAAACCAUGCUGUGGAACAUGUAACAGGUCUCAUGAACACCUAGAUCCAGGGCUUCAAGUUUAAGUCACAUCUACUUCUCCUUUCUUUCCUUUCCUCUGUCAACAUCGUUCCUUAUUUCUUCAGGUCUCUGCUUCUCUCUGGAUUGCAGUCAGUCCCUUUCCCCCAGGCUUUAUCUCUCCCUGCCCCCUGCUUCUCCUGUGCGGUCUGGCUUGCUCCACGGGGCAGGGAACAGCUUGGGUCAUCCGUUCACUCCUGUGGUCUGAGAGAUAGUGUCUGUUUCCACAAAAACUAUAUGUGUUGUGCAUGUGUGUGGUAUGUAGAAUAUAUGUAUGUGAGUGUGCCCACCCACUGCCGUUGAGUCGUGUGUGUGGUGAUAUAUCUGUGUGUGUGUGCAGACAUAGUAUCCAGAAAGAAAUUCUUGUUACUCAGGGAGCCAACCCAAUUUGUGUUGUGUUAACAGAUUAAGUCCUCAAGUUAUUUAAAUCUCUGGUUACCAACCGUUUUCCUUUUUCAGCUUCUUAUCCCCUAAAAUCAUAUUCGUGGACCACCUCUUCCCAAAGGAAGGUGCCUUGGCUUUCAUGUUGCUUUCUUUUCUCUAUUUCCCACAUUCCUCCCUUAAGGAAGGAGAAUAUAGAAGAAAUCAGAGAGGGAUUUGGACUGACACUCUGCUGCCUGGAAUUUUUUCCCCAAGGGUUGGGUGGUUAUGCUGUAGUCUAGACUUGUGUCCUAAGAUAAGGUCUUCCACACCUAUACCUGGUUUCCAAGGCUCCUUCUUUUCUUCCUUCUUUGGGGGGACCUUGUUUCGUUAGGAGCCAGUAUGCUACAGUGUUAAAUUCCAUUAGCAGUGCUGAAGGGUAAGAGGAGGAGUUAAAAAACUAGAAAAUCAGACCAUCCCCAGAUCAAGGAAGAAUCAAAAAACACCCAAACUCCUUUUCGCCUUCGAGUUGAUUCCUACUCACAGCGACCGUAUAGGACAGAGUAGAACUGCCCCGUAGGGUUUCCAAGGAACAUCUGGUGGAUUUGAACUGCUGACCUUUUGGUUAGCAGCUGAGCUCUUAACCACUCUGCCACCAGGACUCCUGAGGAAGGAUAGUACAGAUGAAUUCUGGAUACUUGGGAGGCUGGUAAAGUAGUGGGCAGAGCUUGGGUUUUGAAACCAGGCAGACCCAAGGCUGAAUCGUAGCUCUCAUUCUUGCCCUUUCUCUAUUCUUUAAAUACUUAAUCUCUUUGAGCCUGAUUUCCCCAUAUAAAAUGAGCCAAAUACUUAGUUUUUUCGGGGUUUGAUGAAAUGCAUUAGGUAAAGCACCUAGCAAGUGCUAGGCAGUGGGUACUUAGUUAUUUCUCUCCAGUCACCCUUACCCUCAUCCCACAGCUCUGAACUCAACAUAUUCUUUAAUAUUGAGGGGUUUUCUUGAGAGUGGAAUUACUCCUCAGCUUCUGUUCUGGGGGUUCCUGAAAGGCAGAUGGAGGGACUAAGCUGAGACCAUGGCAGAUGUUCAGGGAAUAUUUGCUGAAUAGAUAGAUGCAUGAAUACUUCUUCCAGGCUCCAGCCAUCCUUCUCACUGGCCAGAUUUUUCUAGUUAUUGAUCCCUUAAAACAGAUAGACCUACCUCUUCAGAGUUAAGACUCCUGCUACCAUCCUCAUCUUUCUCUGAAGUCUCCUGUUUAAAAAAAAAGUCAUGCAAGCUUCAUAUUCUACUCCAUAAUCUUUCUGUGUUUGUGAUAUACUACUUAUCAGGUACAGGAACGACCAUGUUUCUCCUGUAGCUCUGUACUGGAAAGUGCACCCAGGGGUAUCAUGAGCCAGUAUGGGAAGCACAGUCUUAAAGAUGAUGGCUUGGUUUUUACCUCGGGACCGCCCUGUCUUAGAUCCCCCUCAUUCUCUGAAAACUUUUUUUUUUUAAUGCCUAAAUACUUUUUUUCCUAAAACAGAAGUUGUUAUCAGAAGUUAGGAUAGUGGUUCCUUCUGGAGGGAGGAGAUCGUGAUUGGGAGGAGACAUAACAGCAUCAUCCAGGACUCUGGUUAGUUCUGUCCCUUAACUUGGGUGGUGGUUUCACUGAUGGGUUCACUUUGUGAGCAUUCAUUUUACUACUACAACUUAUAAAUCUUUUUAUUUUAUGUUAUACUUCAGUUUAAUACUUCUAUUGAAUAAGAAUAUGUACCCGUUACAACAACUCUACUAUCUAGUCCCCCAAGAUAACUCCUUAACAGUACAAGGUCUAUCUUUUCAAAUAUUUUUCUGUUGUGUUUGUUUUGGUAAUACAAGUGGGAUCGUACUAUAUAUGCUGUCGCUCAGCUUGAUUUUUAUAACUAAUAAUAUAUUGUAGAUAGUUUUCAAAGUCUGUAAAUACAUAUACAGUCAUGCAUUGUUUAACACCCACAAUAUGUUCUGUGAAAUAGGAUGUUAUGCAAUUCGGGUGUUGUGUAAACACGUAGUUUAUCUAAGGUUUCCACAAAUUCUUUUGCUGCCUUUGCAUCAGCACUUGCAGGCUCACCACUCACUUUCACGUUAUGCAGUGCAAAACAUUGUUUGAAGCUCUUGAACCACCCAGAGUUAGCACUGAGCUUGAUACUGUAGUCUGGUCCUGUUUUUUCUUUAAGCAUCUCUGUCUUAGUUAUGUAUCCUGCUAUAACAGAAAUACCACCAGCCGAUGGCUUUAAUGAAGAGAAAUUUAUUCUGUCACAGUUCAGGAGACUAGAAGUCUAUAUUCAGGGUGCCAUUUCCAGGGGAAGGCUCUCUAUCGGCUGUGAGAGAAGGUCCUUAUCAUCAAUCUUCUGAUCUAGGAGCUUCUCUGUGCAGGGACUCCAGGUCCAAAGGAUACACUCUGUUCCCGGCACUACUCCCUUGGUGAUAUGAGGUCCCCUUGUCUCUCCACUUGCUUCACUUUUUUAUAUCUCAAAAGGAAUUGACUUAAGACACAACCUAAUCAUAGUCCUGCCUCAUUAACAUAACUGCCUCUAAUCCUGCUUCAUUAAUAUCGUAGAGUUGGACUUACGACACAUAGGAAAAUCACAUCAGAUGACAAAAUGCUGGACAAUCGCACAAUACUGGGAAUCAUGGGCUAGCAAGUUGACACAUAUUUUUGAGGGGCACAAUUCAAUCCAUGACAUUCCACCCUUUGGCCCCCCAAAAUUCGUGUCCUUGCCACAUAUAAAACACAUUCACCCCGUCAAUAUCAUACCAGAACUAAUAAGUCAACUCCAAGUCCAAAAUCCAAAAAUUUCUCUAUAAAAUCGAAAAUACAAGUUAUCUGCUUCCAAAGUACAAUAGUGGAACAGGCACAAGCUAGACAUUUCCAUUUACAAACGGGAAAAAUUGGAGGGAAAGACAGCAUGACAGGCGCCAAGCAAGUCAGCAGAGAAUACAUUACCUUAGCCCUCAAGGCUUGAAAAUAACCCUCUGUUCUCCGAGACCAUUUACACACUGGCCCUGACCUCCAGACUCUGGGCUUCAGCUCCACCUUCUAGGCCCACUGGAAUGGCAACUCUUCUCCCUUGGCUUUGGGCAGCCCCAUUCUCCUAGUUCAUCUGAGUGGUGACUCCACCCUUUGAGACCCCAGAGGUCGUGGCAGCUCUGCUUCCUGUGUUCUUUGUCUCUUCUGCUUCCUGGUUCCUUGGCCCCUCGAGCCUCACCAUCCACAUCUCCCCUUCUGGGGCAAGUGUUCCAAAGGUCUUUACCAAACCAAAAACCAAACUCGUUGCCAUUGAGUCGAUUGCGACCCAUAGUGACCCUAUAGGACAGAGUAGAACUGCCCCAUAGAGUUUCCAAGGAGCACCUGGAGGAUUCGAACUGCUGACCCUUUGGUUAGCAGCCAUAGCACUUAGCCACUAUGCCACCAGGGUUUCUGAAAGCUCUUUAGCUCCACCAUUAUGUGUCUGGAGGUACCCCACUCAACCAGUAAACUUUGGCAGGAAGGCACUCAGCUCUCUUGUUCCAGCUUUCUUGCUCCAUGGGUCAGCAAGCGUAGCUCUAGCAAUAAGUGCUCGGAGGCACCCCACUGCACCAGGAAGCUUCCUGUGCAAAGGCACUCAUCUCUCUGGCUCCAUGAGUCGAGUCUAGCACCAUCUUGAGCUGGUCUCCUAAUUCUGCUGCUGCUGUUUCUGUCUGCACCAUCUCCAGUGUAAUAGCGCUCCUCACCUCCUUCUGAAUCCACUAUCCAUUCAGUUUCAAAACUGCUUCCACAUUUUAGGUGUCUGUUAGAGUAGCACCCCACUUUCUCCGUACCAAAUUCUGUCUUAGCUAUCUAAUGCUGUAUAACAGAAAUAACCACAAGUGGAGGGCUUCAACAAACAGAAGUUUAUUCCCUCACAGUCUAAUAGGUUAGAAGUCCAAAUUCAGGGCCUUAGCUCCUGGGAAAGGCUUUUUCAAUCUCAUAGAUUGAGUCCUGCCUCAUUAACAUAACUGCCUCUAAUCCUGCUUCAUUAAUGUCAAAGAGGUAGGAUUUAUGACACACAAGAAAACCACAUCAGAUGACAAAAUGGUGGACAGUCACACAAUAUUGGGCAUCAUAGCCUAGCCAAGUUGACAUACUUUUGGGGGACACAAUUCAGUCCAUGACAAUUUUGAACAAGCUUCGUGCCUUAGCAGUGAUCGUCAAUGUGCUGUGAGGGAUUCGUUUUUGUGUUUGGUCCUCAACCCACAUCAUUAGCAAUUUCUCCAUAUCUGGUAUAGGUCCCUCUCACAUUUUCAUUAACCUUGCAGCUUUCAGUGGAGCCCAUCCUAUAACACCUUGGAGAAUUUCAUCUUUGUUUUUGAUGUUUUGUCCACUACAUCCUGUUCUCCAGUCAGGUUGUCUGAACUCUGUUAUAACCUUAUGGGACCAUGGACAUACACACGGUUAGACGUUGCCUGGACGGAUUUUAUGUGGUGCAUGACUGUAUAUACAUAUUAUAUAUUUUUAUAAACCUCGGAAUAUUUUAGCAUUGAUCUAUAAUUUAACUUCCCCUAUUGAUGCUUGUCCCUAAAAAUCUAAAAAAAACUUUAAAAUACCAUUUCUAUAAGUAUAAAAAAAAUAAGCCAAGUUAUUUUAAAAACGAACACAGUAACUUUAUGAAACACCUGUAUGUAGUAAAGCAAUGAAAAUGUCAUUUAAUUUCUGUCCACAUUUGAUUAGGGACUGUCGUUUCAAAGAACUAUUAGUAUACUUUUUUCCAUUAAAAGUAAUUUAUACUAAGUAUAGAAAAUUUGAAGAAUAAAGAAAAAAAUAACCUCA